CAUUUGAUGCAUACUCGUUCAGACAAAGGCGCAUCCGCUAGGAUUCAACCUUACAAAACUGCGGAAGAACUUUACAGAGCAUGCCAGCCUUCGUAUCGUAAAGCUGGUGGUUUCAUUGAGGAGGGUUCGGAGUCUUCUUCUGUCGUCGAAGAAUUUCAACCUGACUAUGCAGAUGAGGGCGACAAACCUUCUGAAAGUGGAUCAGCUCGUUUGGAGUGCAUCGAUUGCGGAAAGUGUUUCAGCGACUCAUUCUUAUUUAACAAAUUCGGACACCGAUGUUGCGAUGCAUGCAGAGAUCGUGAUGGUGAGCACAAGUUGAUCACAUGUUCCAAUGCAAAGAAAUUAUAUCUUCUGAAAGACUGUGACUUAAACUCCCGCCAACCUCCCCUGAGGUUUCUUUUGAGGAAAAAUCCUCACAGUCCUCGCGGAGGUGAUAUGAAGCUGUAUUUGCGACUUCAGGUGAGCUUUAUCUCCUGUAUGAUGGUUUCACCUGUCAUUACAAUGCGUAGGUUGAACAACGAGCUUUCGACAUAUGGGGAGGUAUUGAAGGUCUUCAAAGAGCGCUUGAAGAACGUGAAAGAAACAGAGAAGUUCGUAAGCAGCGUCAGUUUGAAAGCAGAAUAA
Soboliphyme baturini is the source of this 624-nucleotide messenger RNA. Lineage: Eukaryota; Metazoa; Nematoda; Enoplea; Dioctophymatida; Soboliphymatidae. The record is from the annotation of a GenBank genome assembly.